This is a messenger RNA of Carassius auratus (goldfish), 2011 nucleotides long. Its product is annotated as fructose-1,6-bisphosphatase isozyme 2. Gene Ontology annotation, biological process: fructose 6-phosphate metabolic process; fructose 1,6-bisphosphate metabolic process; gluconeogenesis. The transcript has 8 exons. Gene Ontology annotation, cellular component: cytoplasm; cytosol. Gene Ontology annotation, molecular function: fructose 1,6-bisphosphate 1-phosphatase activity. The coding region runs from base 90 to 1115 and encodes 341 amino acids. Lineage: Eukaryota; Metazoa; Chordata; Actinopteri; Cypriniformes; Cyprinidae. The record is from RefSeq and is a predicted model, not a curated record.
UCACUCAUUGUAUGUGUAAAAAGACUGCCUAUCGGCUCUACAGUUAGUCUCUGCCUGUCCAACUGCUUGUACACUCGGACACCGUGAGGAUGUCGGAUCAGUCGGUCUUUGAUGUGGACGUAUGGACCCUCACACGUUUUGUCAUGGAGAUGGGGCGGCAGGCGAAGGGGGCCACCGGAGAAUUCACACAGCUCAUUAACUCCAUAUUAACAGCUAUUAAAGCUAUUUCUUCUGCUGUCAGGAAAGCCGGACUCGUUCACCUUCAAGGCCUUGCGGGACAGGUGAACGUCACAGGCGAUGAGCAGAAGAAGCUGGAUGUGCUUUCCAAUGAUCUGAUCAUUAAUAUGCUGCGGGCUUCUUAUGGCACCUGUAUGAUGGUUUCUGAGGAGAACAAGGAUGCCAUCUACACAACUGCUGAGAAAAGGGGGAAGUAUAUAGUCUGUUUCGAUCCUCUGGAUGGCUCCUCCAACAUUGACUGUUUGGCCCCCGUAGGCACCAUCUUUGCCAUCUACAAAAGAACUGACGAGACCUCAGAAGGAGAACCGACUGACAAGGACGCCCUGCAGCCGGGCAAUCAGAUCGUGUGCGCUGGUUACGCGCUAUACGGCAGCGCCACGCUAGUGGCUCUCAGUACAGGAGCUGGAGUUAACUUCUUCAUGCUGGAUCCAGCAAUUGGAGAAUUCAUUCUGACUGACAGAAAUGUGAAGAUCAAGAAAAAGGGGAAUAUUUACAGUAUCAACGAGGGCCACGCUAAGUACUUUGAGCCUGCAGUGAAUGACUAUUUAAAGCACAAGAAAUACCCAGAGGAUGGCCGUGCCCCGUAUGGUGCCAGGUAUGUUGGGUCGAUGGUGUCUGAUGUACACCGCACCAUCGCCUAUGGCGGCAUAUUCAUGUACCCAGCCAAUGAGAUGAAUCCAGAAGGAAAGCUGAGGCUGUUGUACGAGUGUAACCCCAUAGCCUUCCUGAUCGAGCAGGCCGGGGGCAUCGCCACCACAGGCACCCAGCGCGUCCUGGACGUUGUUCCCCAGUCACUGCACCAGAGGCUGCCCUUAGUGGGCGGAUCCCCAGACGAUGUGGAGGAGUACUUGUCCUUUGUCAAGAAGCAAAAAAAGUAGAGAUUUCGGUUGCAGUUUGAUCUAUUUAAAGCCCACACAAGACCUCAAGAUACAAAACAUCACAGUAGCUUUUAUUUUUUAUUUUUUGUAAUAGUAGAAGCAAUGCUUUUGUAAACAGAAUCACAUUAAAUUUCCAGUAUUUUAAUUCAUUAUUUUUUACCCUAAUCACAAACACAAGGUCUUUUCAGUUCAGAUUUGCUCUUCAGUCCCUUUCGCAAUCUUUCUUCCGCACUUAAUGUGAACAUAAUGUUCCUUCGGCAGUGUGUUAGUUGGUAAAGUGUUUACACACUCUCAUUCAAACGGAGCCCUCCCUCCCUACUAGUAGAAGAACCAAAACCUCAAUAAUCUCCACUCCGCUGGUCAUGAUGACGGCACAUGUAAUGGCAGUGUGCCAAGAGAUAAAUAGGACAGGUUGUAUUCUUGGAGCAAAAGUACAGCCCUCCAUAUUAAUUUUCACCUCACCAGGUCACAACAGGCAUAAGCAAGGCAGAAUAUAACUUUGUGGCACUUCCAGAAACAGUUUUUUUCCUUUAAAACCCUAAGUAAUGCUGAUCCCAGAUAUGCCACUUAGGUUGAGGUUUUAGAAAGCAGUAUUGUAAAUACAGAACCAGUCAACAUUCUGUUUAAGUAGUAGACUUUUGAUUUUCUCGGUCAACAAAACACCGUGACAAGGUGAUAGGAAUAGGGGUUUGGAAUGGAUAUGGAAAGCUACAGCAAAUGGUUUAAAAGUCUGGAUUGUUUUGGAAAAGCUUCUUCUGCUCACCAAUGCUUCAGUGUGACAUGAUUUGGUGCUCAAACAUUUCUCAUUGUAAAGUUUGUGUAGUGUAAUAUUUUUGUGGGAACAAUGAUAUUUAAGCAAUUCUUUGCAAUAGAAAACUUGUGACAUUAUAAAUGCU